CUUCUUUUUAUUCUUUCCUGUUGAAUCCUCAACCCCCCUUCAACCCCCUUCAAACCCCCCAACCAUCAUCCAGCAAUGAACCAGAUCUUCAUCCGCACCCACAAGGGCGAAUACGUCGGCGGUGAAACCAUUUAUGGAACCGUGUACCUGAACCUUGCCAUCCCGCUGCCGGCCAAGAGUCUCGAGCUCCGUGUCAAGGGCGUCGAGCGCACGAAAUGGAACUAUGUGCACUACGAGUCCGUGUCCGACGGCCAGGGCGGCACGACCCAGCGCCGUGAGAUUCGCGAGCACGCUGGCAAGAAGGAGUUUUUCAAGGUCAAGAUUGUCAUGUACGAGUACCCGACCAUCUUCACUCCAGGCUACUUUGCCUACCCGUUCCAGUUCACGCUGCCUGCGAACUUGCCAGGUGUCUUUAUGAAGCACAAAAAGUCGCGCGAGGACACCAGGAUGAAGGCUGAGAUCUUUUACAAGAUCAAGGCCACCCUGGACAUCCCCGGAACCAAGCACGACCUCAAGAUCACGCAGCCGCUUGUCAUUCACGAGCGUCUUGAUCUGGCAAUUGCUCCGCAGCACUACACCAAGAACGGCACUGUGCGCCUCUUGUGCUGCAUUCCGCGUGGCGAUGUCAAUGUCGAGGCAUGGAUGGACAAGAAUGCAUACAUGGCUGGUGAAACGGCCCAAAUCCACGUUCGUGUCCAGAACGGCUCCAAGUCCAACAUUGACAACUUUGCCGUCAAGCUGAUGCGUGUCAUCACCAUUACAAACGGACAUGGCGCUUCUAAGGUCAUCACCGAUACAGUUGCUCAACAACAGUAUCCUGGAUGCCUUGCUGGAGAGAGCAAGGAGAGUGACAUUCCUCUUCCUCUGGUCUCGAAAAAGGGUGCUCGUGGCGCCAUCAAGCCUGCGACGACGGCUGGCCUGGUCAAGUGCGUCUAUCAUGUCGACAUCGAGAUGCAGAUUCCUUGGGCUCCUGAUGUGGAAAUCCACGCUCCGGUCAAGAUUUACGCGCCAGCCAACUUUGCUUGGGCUCAGUGGCAGCCUCCGCAGUGGGCCGCUCAAGCGACCAUCCAGCCCGUGAUGGGCGAUCUGUCCGUUCCCCAGGCAGUCCUUCAGACCCAGUUUACCGGUCUGCCCGCCUUCUGAUGAUUUUUUUCAGUGCUCUCACCCGUGCGUGUGGGUGAGUUGAUGUUUUUGUUUUCAGGCAUGUCAACGUACCAUGAGUAAAUCGAUAAGAGUAAAUCGCUCGAUGACCAUAAAUCACAAAUCGAACGAAAAAAUCGAUCAAUUACAAUAAAUUACAAAUCGAAAAACACAA
This is a messenger RNA of Capsaspora owczarzaki ATCC 30864, 1315 nucleotides long. RefSeq lists its product as hypothetical. Lineage: Eukaryota; Filasterea; Ministeriida; Capsasporidae. The transcript is spliced from 11 exons. Gene Ontology annotation, biological process: protein transport. The record is from RefSeq and is a predicted model, not a curated record. The coding region runs from base 76 to 1143 and encodes 355 amino acids. Gene Ontology annotation, cellular component: cytoplasm.